AGGUGGCACACGUGAAAGAGGUUCUCCAAAUCGAACAGCAACAUCUGAUUGAACGGUGUGAGUUUGAACUCAAGUGUGCGCUCGAGAUACAGAAUCUGAGUAUGAAGCAACUGCUGGAGAGAAACGAGUUGAGCUUAGAGUGCUCUAUGCGUGCACACAAGAUGGAGGGCGAAUGGCUCAAGCAGCAUCAACAGCGAGAUAUCAAAAACAUGGAAAGGCGACACCACGAGGAGAACAAAGAAAAGCCCAAACUUAGGAAACAAUUGCGAGCCAAGAUGCGGGACAAACGGAACAACCAGGCCAGGCUCAUCUCACAGGAUUCAAAUAUCAGCUGCAAAUCAGCCCAGACAUCGCCCAUGUCUCCGCGUACAUCCACCAAUCCCACUGCGGCGUCUGUCUCGCUCCCAGUGGAGGCUAUAAAUAGCAGCGAAUCCGAUCGUGCCAGUAAUUUCUAUAUGAGUUCGGGAUAUAGUACUAACAGUAGUACCUUCGGUAAGAGUCCGCGGGGAAUAAGCAAAGAUAAAAAACGAGAAGUCGCGGGACGGAUGGCUCAGCUGGAAGCUACCAUUCAGGUGGAAUACAAUGAAAAAGUAGCCGAACUGGAG
Messenger RNA from Sphaeroforma arctica JP610, 605 nucleotides. RefSeq lists its product as hypothetical. NCBI's taxonomy places the organism in Eukaryota, Ichthyosporea, Ichthyophonida. The annotation marks the transcript as partial. The transcript is spliced from 3 exons. The record is from RefSeq and is a predicted model, not a curated record.